Thelazia callipaeda (thelaziosis nematode) is the source of this 843-nucleotide messenger RNA. Lineage: Eukaryota; Metazoa; Nematoda; Chromadorea; Rhabditida; Thelaziidae. The record is from the annotation of a GenBank genome assembly.
ACUAAUCAUGAGAGAAACGUGGAAUCCGCUUGUAAAGCAUCAUUCCGUGACGAAGAAAAAGAAGUAGAAACAAUGCAAGGCAUCAACAAACUUCUUAUUGAAAAUAUUUUACCAUCACAUGUAGCUGCGAAAUUUUUGAAUCCUAGUCGACCAGUAGAUGAACUGUAUGCACAUUUACACGAAGAUGUAUGUGUGAUGUUUGCUAGUAUUCCAAAUUAUCAAGUAUUCUGGAGUGAGUGGGAUAGAUCCCGAAAGUUAGAAUGCCUUCGACUUCUGAAUGAAAUUGUUUGUGAAUUUGACAAGCUUUUAUCAAAACCGAAAUUCAGUGGUAUUGAGAAAAUUAAAACAGUUGCAAGCACAACGUACAUGGCUGCUUCAGGUUUGAAUGAACAAGAGCUGCUUGAUACUUGUGAAUUUAUUGAUGAGAUCGAUGAGAAACCGUGUAAACCAAAUAAUACGGCUUAUCGUAACGUCUCGUUAAUGGUUGAGUUCGCACUAGCAAUGAAUGCUGUAUUACAAAAGCUUAACGGUGACUCAUUUCAGAAUUUUGAAUUACGCAUUGGAAUGAGUUGCGGACCACUGGUUGCAGGUGUCAUUGGAGCACAAAAACCCCAAUAUGACAUUUGGGGAAAUACUGUGAAUUUAGCAAGUAGAAUGGAUACGUAUGGAGAACCACGUAAAAUCCAUAUGACAACAACUGCGGGUCGAGUAUUACAGCACAGUUCAUAUGCGGUUAAAAGUCGUGGAUUUAUGAAGGUUAAAGGUGUUAAGGAACCAAUUGAGACAUUUUUUCUUGAUUUAAAAUACAGUAAUCGUGGUAUUAGUACUAAGCUCCAUAAUUAG